AUGGUUAAUCAUGUAGAUCAAGACGUUAGGACGUAUGCCGAAGAGUCAUUGGACGCCAGCCUCCUACUUGGUUUCUACCAUUCACGUGUGCUUGUCUUACUUAUCACCGAAAUCGGUAGAAAUGUAGCAGCUCGUUCUAUUAUUUGUGCAUUUCGUCGUCUUGCUCAACUCAUUCACUUCAGCAAAUGUAACCGCGUGGUAAGCUAUGGCGUUCAUAUCCUUUCUGCUUUGACGGCCAUGCUGAGAAGGCCUGAAGAAUCUAUCCAGAAUGCUUUAGUAACCUAUUCUGGAUUGCUUUUUGACACAUUAGGGCCACGAAUGCGAAGUCAACACUCUGAAAAGGCUUAUGUAAGAUCUCUUUGA
This is a messenger RNA of Cooperia oncophora, 363 nucleotides long. Lineage: Eukaryota; Metazoa; Nematoda; Chromadorea; Rhabditida; Trichostrongylidae. The record is from the annotation of a GenBank genome assembly.